AUGGCUACUCAAAAACGAUUAAAUGAUGCUGCACGUCUGACGCUACCAAAGACCGUGUUUACCCUGAGCAAACUACCAGAUCUAACUAGCGAAGUCGUUCAAGUGAGACUUGGACACUUUAUUUACGACUACAUUCAGCCUCCCGCACAGGCUGAUCCAUGUCAGAGCAAAAUAGAUGAUUUCUUCUGCAAAAUCCCCAAGACCGAUAAAGCAGACAAUGCCACUGGAAAGGUUGACUCGGCAAGUGAUACGGAAGCCAAGAAGAACGAAGAUAUGUUCCACGUGCAUAAGAACGUUUUGUGUAAAACGUCCGCAUUCUUCCAGGCCGCUACAAAGCAGGUUUGGCGGGGCCGACCUCGAAAACCUAUCGAUCUUACCACGGAAAACGGAGAGGAUUUUAAAUACUGCAUAACUACGGGACUCCGCUUCGAUCGUGGAACCUACGCGAUUCAGAAAGCGUACAAAGGCACUAUGGCCGGUGAUCCGAUGCGAAAGCUGCUUUUGGAUUUCUGGAUUUGGACAGCGGAUGAAACUUGGGACGUUUCUGAUAUCAUUGAAGAUGCGGGCAAAGAAUUCACCCAGGAGUUGCUGGCUGCUUUGCUGGCGAAGCGCACACAUCCUGGAUGGUUUGGCAAAAAUAGGCACAUGAGGCCAUGGACUGAUCCUCAAACCCAAGGAGCGUAUUACAUCAAAAUUCCUGAUGGCAAGAAGAGCGUUACUGCAUAG
Messenger RNA from Alternaria incomplexa, 726 nucleotides. RefSeq lists its product as uncharacterized. The transcript is spliced from 3 exons. The record is from RefSeq and is a predicted model, not a curated record. NCBI's taxonomy places the organism in Eukaryota, Fungi, Ascomycota, Dothideomycetes, Pleosporales, Pleosporaceae. The coding region runs from base 1 to 726 and encodes 241 amino acids.